AUGGACGAUAUAAACUUCAACAAUUUCUCGGUUGUUCAACUAAAAAGAUGGCUUUCCGCGUUGGGAAUGCCAACUCAAGGCCUUAAGGCCGAAUUGAUGGCUCGUCUUGGGCGUGUUCCUCCCGAGGAGCGCGGCCAGGCACCACGCGAAGACGCCAACCCAAAUUCUGGAGAAGAUCGACCCGUUAACGAGGAUUCUGAAGAAGAUCAACCCGCUAACGAAGAAGAAGAAGUUCAAGGCGACGCCUCCGCCCAUCAACUUCAGGGCGCCGAGGGCAACGUGAACAUCGCACCAGCGGCUUCUCAGAGGGUGUUCUCCCGAGAUGCCCUUGAGCAACAUGAACUUCUUGCCAUCAUAAGGCAGCUGCAGGCGAAUCUGAUCGUGCUACCGACCUCAGACGACAAUGCAUCUGGUGGCGGCAUUACAAGCUCAAACGUUUUGCCAGCCCUGCAAGGCAUUGCAUCGAGCGGCAACAGCAGUGGUUUGGCAGUAUUCGGCUCAACGAAUAACAACACCGCCGUUUUCAACGCCGACGGAGCUGCCAGCCGAGCUGCAUCAGCAACAUCGUUAUCUUUCGCCAAAGAAGCAGCCAUAGACUUUGACGAAAACAUGUGUGCUCGCAUCUGGGUGGAGCACCUUAAGAACAUUGGUCAGGUAUAUGUUUUGGCCGACGACUGUCUAAGGAUGCUGUUCAUCACCAAGCUGAAGGGAAAGGCACAGCGUUGGUUACAUGCCAACCCCACUAGAAUGCUGGAACCUUUCGAGAGGCUAUGCGAGCAGCUGAUUAUGGCCUUCGGGCAAAUGUCUUCAAAAUCCGAGCAGCGUCGCAAGUUCGAGCAACGGAAAUGGCAACAAACCGAGCGUUUUGCCAUGUACUUCGAAGACAAGAUGAUGUUGGCUCAACCCAUCAACCUGGAGACAGAUGAGCUUUUGGAACAAAUCAUCGAAGGAGUGCCAUCAGCCAAUUUAAGGGAUCAAGCACGCAUUCAACGAUUCGCCAACCCGGAGCAGAUGCAGCAAGCCUUCGCAAAUAUCUGCCUCCCGCAGAUAAUCGAGACCAACGCAGCGAAGAAGACAUCUAUGGAGGCCUCUGGAAACAACGAAUUGCGCUGCAGAAACUGUAACUCCAAGGGCCAUUUCGCAAAGGAUUGCCGCAAGCCAAAAAGGGCUCCCGGAUCUUGUUUCGCAUGUGGAGAAAUGGGGCACUUCGUAGGGCAAUGCCCUAAGAGGAAGAGCGCCAGCGACAACAACAAUUAUAAUGUCUCAUAGACUCAGGCAGCGCGAUUUCAUUUAUAAAACUUUCCAAAGUCCCAUAUGGAAUACACAUUACUAAAGUUAAGACUUCAUAUUUUGGUAUAAAUAAGAGCCAACUUAAUGUAAAAGGAAAAACUUUGUGUUUUAUCAUGAAGAAAGGAAUAAAAAUUUGUUUUGAUUUAAUAAUUGUCGCUGAUGAGUCCAUGAGCCAUGAUGCAAUUCUGGGAAGGGAUUUCAUGGAUAUCUUUGGUUUAAGCAUUAAUCUAGACACCCUUGACACUAUUAAGGAUAGUAGUUGUAAUAUUAACAAAAAUAACUCACUGUCUCACACUUGCAACUUGAACCUUUAUUGUGGAACGAAGGAUCAACGACAUAGAAUGGCUGAUUUAUCUGAAGAUGUUUGUACGGAUUGUCUAGGACAUUUAACUGGAAAUGAAACUGUUAAGGAGCAACUGUUAGGAAAUGAAACUGUUAAGGAGCAACUGUUAGGAAAUGAAACUGUUAAGGAGCAACUGUUAGGAAAUGAAACUGUUAAAGAGCAACUGUUAGGAAAUAAGACUGU
Molecule: messenger RNA, 1816 nt
Organism: Drosophila rhopaloa
Lineage: Eukaryota; Metazoa; Arthropoda; Insecta; Diptera; Drosophilidae
Exons: 3
Coding region: 1-1269 (422 amino acids)
Molecular function (GO): zinc ion binding; nucleic acid binding
Source: RefSeq, a predicted model, not a curated record